Molecule: messenger RNA, 2407 nt
Organism: Abrus precatorius (Indian licorice)
Lineage: Eukaryota; Viridiplantae; Streptophyta; Magnoliopsida; Fabales; Fabaceae
Product: NAC domain-containing protein 2-like
Exons: 3
Coding region: 264-1121 (285 amino acids)
Biological process (GO): regulation of DNA-templated transcription
Molecular function (GO): DNA binding
Source: RefSeq, a predicted model, not a curated record
AAAGACAAAAAAUAAAAGAGAAAAACAUUUUAUUUUGCACCCUCCACGCUGAUGAGCACUACCAAAACGUUAGCGCCCACGUGUAUUCUAGAAACUGCUGGCUGGUCCUGCCACGUGUCGCUUUUGUUGCCUAUAAAUUGGGGUCUCUCCCUUAUGUUCUAAGUUUCAAGCGCCGCCACCAUAGUUGUUCCUUGUGUUGGAUAAACCAGAGAUAGAGAUCCCCAUCUCCAUUGUAGUAACAGUAGAAAUCUUAUCUUAGAAAGAUGGCAUCGGAGCUUCAAUUGCCACCGGGAUUCAGAUUCCAUCCGACGGACGAGGAACUCGUGAUGCACUACCUCUGCCGCAAAUGCGCGUCGCAACCCAUCGCCGUUCCCAUCAUCGCCGAAAUCGACCUCUACAAGUACGAUCCUUGGGACCUACCAGGAUUAGCUACCUACGGAGAGAAGGAAUGGUACUUCUUCUCACCCCGGGACCGGAAAUACCCGAACGGUUCGAGGCCGAACCGUGCGGCAGGAACCGGUUACUGGAAGGCAACCGGUGCGGAUAAACCCAUUGGUAACCCGAAACCGGUUGGGAUAAAAAAGGCUUUGGUGUUUUACUCAGGGAAAGCUCCGAAAGGGGACAAAACGAAUUGGAUCAUGCACGAGUAUCGUCUCGCCGAUGUAGAUCGUUCCGUUCGCAAAAAGAACAGCCUAAGGCUGGAUGACUGGGUGCUUUGCCGUAUUUACAAUAAGAAGGGCACAAUCGAGAAACAGCCAAGCAACGAUGCUGUUAGCCGGAAAACAGAAUCCUCGGAAAUCGAAGAUAAGAAGCCGGAGAUUUUAACGCGUAGCGGCGCUUUCCCGCCGCCACCUCCGCCGCAAGCCACGGCGGCGAUGACGGAUUACUUGUACUUCGAUCCUUCGGAUUCAAUUCCGAAGCUGCACACGGACUCGAGCUGUUCGGAGCAGGUGGUUUCGCCGGAGCUCGCGAGCGAGGUGCAGAGCGAGCCCAAGUGGAGCGAGUGGGAGAAGAACCUCGAAUUUUCGUAUAAUUACGUUGAUGCCACUCUCAACAAUGGCUUCGGGAAUCACAUGUCGCCGUUACAGGACAUGUUCAUGUACUACACCAAGCCCUAUUGAGAAUUGCGCAAUUCUACGACGCCCGGAAUGCCACGUGAUUGCAUCGCACGGUAGCACGAGACUGAAGGUCUAUGAAUGCGCCUGUGCCGCUGCAUAGAUGAUUGUUGAUUAAUUUAGCUAGGGCAAAGAAAAAUCUGGAGAGGGAAGGGAACACCAAAAAUAAUUCAAAAAAAAAAAAACACAUUGAAGCUGGGAAAUGCAUGUGUUGGGUCCACCAUUGUGCACCGGUUGUUUUGUUCGUCGCUAUAUGAUGAGGACGAUCCAACGGUGCAUAUACGUCUUGUCCCGUAUAACUAGUGUAGAUUGUAGAUAAGGUACACUACACACGUUGUUACGUGAUAGAAGGUCAAUUUGGACCUUGUAAUUAAUAUUUGUUGAAUUAUUAUUAGUACGUGUUACAUUAAGUAGGUGUGUCUUUCUCUUUACUUAUUUUUUAGGUCUUUUUAUACUCAGAAUCGGGAUAUCCUACCAUGUUUACUUUCUGUUUUUAUAUUUUUAGUUUAUUCUGUAAUGCAAUUAAUAGUUAUAACUAGUUUUUAUUUUCUUUAUUCAAAUUAGCUAAUGCAAUUUCUCUCGGCUCAGGUUAUUGAAUUUGUGAAAAAAUAAAAUAGUCCUACACGACAAAGAUGAAUAAUUUAAAUAUUCUUUGAUUAAAUGUAUAAUAGUUUUACCUAUUCUGGAACCGAAAUAAGGCAUUUUAUUAAGGGGGAUCCAAAAUACUCCUUAUGACCCAAGUUAUAAAGAAAACCAGAAACCUCUUUUAAGAGUUCAUCCGAAUUGUUCAAAGCAAAUGAGUUAAUCCCAUGUUCGGGAGGAGUCUGUUUUGAUGAGGGCGAAAUGUUCCUCAUAUUUUAUAAAUUAGAGUCAUGCUUAGAUCAAUUACUUUAAUUAUUAAACUGACCACGUACAUCAUAUCUAUAAAAUUUCAAAUAAAUUUAAAAUUUAAUGUCAUUGAACUAUAUCUAAAUAGAUAUUAUAUAUACUUUGAAAUUUAUGUAGCAGUAUUAAAAUUUUAUAACAUUUGAUUCAAAUAAUUAAGACAGUCAAUAAUUAUAAUUUAGUAGUUAAUAAAACUUUUUUUUGUCAACUCUUUGCCUGAUGCUUACGUCACGUGUGUGUAUGUACAGAUAUAUGGUUGGAUGAACCGGGAGUUUAACGAAAAUUGGGCUCUGUAAGCCCAUUGUUUUCAAUUUGUUAGAAUUGAAGUUGAAAGACGAACAAACAAUGGGCCGAACACUCAAUUCGGGUUACGAUUAUCGGGAAGGGAAUAUAUGAAUUAACAAUGC